CCUAUUGUUGACUGAAUCAGACCAAGCGACGGGAAAGCCAAAGGAAGGACUGCCCGCACUUCUUAACUAACCCCAAAAACUAACCGCCAUCGCCAUUGCCAUCGCCAUCUCCAUCUCGCAGAUACUUCUGCUCUCUCCCAAGAACGGAAGUGAUUCUGUUGGUCGCCGGUCAAAUUCCUAUCGCGAAGAAUGGAGAAGAUGGUCUUUCUUCAGCCGUUGGUCGCCGUCUUGAUAUCUUCCGCAGUCGCGAUCAGAGCUUAUCGGAGGAAGUCACUCAACUUGUCCGGCGGACUCGCUGGAUUCCUCGUCAUGACUCUUCACUUCGCGGUCAAUUACAGGUUCGGAGCGAUUCUGCUGGUCUUCUUCUUCAGUUCUUCGAAGCUCACAAAGGUUGGGGAAGAGAAGAAGAGGCGCAUCGAUGCUGAUUUCAAGGAAGGCGGACAAAGAAAUUGGAUACAAGUGUUCUCCAACAGUGGAAUCGCCUCAGCUUUGGCUCUUACUAUUUGGAAGCUGGCAGGGUCAAAGGAUCAGUGCUUGGACACUGAACAGUCUACUCUCGUCACUGCACUGAUCGGUGGAAUACUAGGUCACUACUGCUGCUGCAAUGGAGAUACCUGGUCGUCCGAGCUUGGGGUACUCAGUGAUGCACAGCCUCGAUUGAUCACAACAUUCAAGCCUGUUCGGAAGGGUACAAAUGGUGGUGUGACUAAAGAUGGAUUCCUAGCGGCUGCAGCAGCAGGAGGUCUCAUAGGACUUGCAUUCGUGCUCCUGGGAUUCCUCACAACAAGUUGCUCCUUUGAUGUCGCUCUGAAGCAGCUCUUUGUCAUACCACUGUCUGCAGUAGCAGGACUCUGUGGGAGUACAAUCGAUUCUCUACUUGGUGCGACACUGCAGUUCAGUGGAUUCUGCACCGUUCGUCAGAAAGUUGUUGGAAAACCUGGACCGACGGUCAAGAGGAUCUCAGGGAUCAGCAUUCUGGACAACAACGCCGUGAACUUGGUCUCCGUACUUCUGACCACAGUGCUGACUGCCCUUGCCUCGGCAUACAUUUUCUGAGCCAAACAGUAAGCAGUUGUUGAGAUAUCUCGCUUCAGAUUCAAAAAUCUUCAGCAAUUUGCGGCGGGAUCAUGUUGUAGCCGAAUUCUUGGGAGUCCAAUCUCACCAUCAGCAAAAUCUGUUGUGUUGUAGAAGUGCUUUGUACCUGUUAACAUUUUGAUGUGGUUUGCUUGCUUGAACCUUUGUCAACACGAUGGAGGAUUGUUGUAGGAAUAAUUUCCCUCUUUAGUGCUUUGCGGCUUCAUUGAUAAGCAAGAUUUAUCGUUGGUCGAUGCAGAGAGGCAAUCUAGGAUGCGCAUAACGUAGGCAUUAUUGCAGUGACAAGGAGCAGUUGAAUUUGAAAGGAAAAAAACAAUAUUUCAUAGGGUUACUAUAUUAGAGUCCUGAAACUAACUAGUUAGUUGCGCGGAUUCAAAGAAGGAAAGGUAGCUAUUCUUCUUCCUAAUUAGCGUUGUAUGUAUUAAUUAGCUUGCCUUGUACACCAAGGUUUUCCCCUUGUAAUUAACAAGAAGGAUGCUAAGCCGUGUC
Molecule: messenger RNA, 1584 nt
Organism: Linum tenue
Lineage: Eukaryota; Viridiplantae; Streptophyta; Magnoliopsida; Malpighiales; Linaceae
Source: the annotation of a GenBank genome assembly